GAUAGAAUCCUUAGCUUCUCUAUCAUAUCUCUCUGCUUUUCUCUGAAGCCCCAUACUUUCCCAUAAGUCAAUUCUCCUUCAUUACUGUUACUCAGCACCUCUUCCCUCUCCCCUGCUAUGGCUGCCGUUACUAAUUUCAUUUCCAAACUACCUUCGUCUCUGUCGACCACCCGUAAAAUAACUCCUAUUUCCUUCAGCAAUUCCUUUUUGUUACCCUUUGUCACCAAACCGAAAUCUCUAGCAACGAAACUAGAUCUAAACCGAACAAACUUCAUAGUAAAGGCUACAGCUGUUCCUGGGACUAAAAAGUCUGCAAGUGAUGAGAGAGUACAGAAAGUCCAUAGCAUAGAAGAAUUUGAUGAAGCCUUAAAAAAAGCCAAAAACAAGCUUGUUGUGGUAGAAUAUGCUGCUACUCGGAGUGACGAAAGCAGUAAAAUCUACCCUUUUAUGGUUAAUCUUAGCAAGCAAUGCAGCGACGUGGAGUUUCUUCUUGUCAUGGGCGAUGAAUCAGAGAAAACCAGAGAACUUUGCAAAAGAGAGAAGAUAGACAACGUUCCACACUUCAGCUUUUAUAAAAGCAUGGAGAAAAUUCAUGAAGAAGAAGCGAUUGGCCCGGAUCAGCUUGUUGGAGAUGUGCUGUACUAUGGUGAUAAUCAUUCAGCUGUGGUACAGUUGCAUUGCAGAGAAGAUGUUGAGAAGUUAAUCGAAGAACAUAAGGUUGAUAAUAAGCUGCUUGUUCUUGAUGUGGGGUUGAAGCAUUGUGGACCAUGCGUCAAGGUAUAUCCAACGGUUCUAAAGUUGUCCAGGCAGAUGGAUUCAGUGGUUUUCGCAAGAAUGAACGGUGAUGAGAAUGAUAGCUGCAUGCAGUUCUUGAAGGACAUGAACGUGAUUGAGGUGCCGACAUUUUUAUUCAUCAGAGAUGGCAAAAUAUGUGGAAGGUAUGUGGGUUCUGGUAAAGGGGAGCUUAUUGGGGAGAUCCUUAGAUACCAAGGAGUUCGAGUGACUUAUUAAAAACAAGGUGACUGUUUCAGCAAAAAAAAUUUAGUGAAACGGGUCAUAUACAGAAAUUAAUUUGAAGCCUUACGAAAUUACAUAAUAGUAAGUUAUGGGGUGGUAAAGGAAAAUUUUAAUUGUACUCAUAGAUGAAUUGCGGUGGCUGUUGGUAUUGUAGAACCAGUUUAUCGUAUGCUUUGUGAUGGAUGAUUAAUAUAAAACUUUUACCUGUCUGUUUUAUUAUGUA
Pistacia vera is the source of this 1240-nucleotide messenger RNA. RefSeq names its product thioredoxin-like protein CDSP32, chloroplastic. Lineage: Eukaryota; Viridiplantae; Streptophyta; Magnoliopsida; Sapindales; Anacardiaceae. Gene Ontology annotation, molecular function: oxidoreductase activity, acting on a sulfur group of donors, disulfide as acceptor. The record is from RefSeq and is a predicted model, not a curated record. The transcript has a single exon. The coding region runs from base 118 to 1011 and encodes 297 amino acids.